Molecule: messenger RNA, 1732 nt
Organism: Brassica napus (rape)
Lineage: Eukaryota; Viridiplantae; Streptophyta; Magnoliopsida; Brassicales; Brassicaceae
Product: cytochrome P450 76C4
Exons: 3
Coding region: 87-1586 (499 amino acids)
Molecular function (GO): heme binding; oxidoreductase activity, acting on paired donors, with incorporation or reduction of molecular oxygen; monooxygenase activity
Source: RefSeq, a predicted model, not a curated record
CGAUUAGACAGCUAGCUUUAUAUCAUCUCCAUAGAUAAGUAUAACAAAGUGGCUUAGAAGAGACGUAACGGACUUGGAAAUAUCAAAUGGAGGCGGCUCUGUUCCUGAUCAUUUGCUUCAUAUUAUCAUUCAUUCUCCUAGCCGCCGCCGUCAGAUCCCAACGGAGAUCCACCGCACUGCCUCCGGGACCUCCGGGAUGGCCUAUCAUUGGAAACAUUUUUCAAAUCGGAAAGGCUCCACAUCGCUCACUUGCCGACCUCUCGAGAAUUUAUGGCUCAGUCAUGAGUCUUAGAUUUGGAAGUUUAACCACAGUGAUAAUUUCCUCACCAGAGGCUGCAAGAGAGGUGCUUAAAACACAUGACCAAGUCCUGUCUGGACGAAUCAUCCUUGACCCCAUUCGUUCUAUCGACCACCAAGAUGUCUCCAUGGCCUGGCUACCUUCGACAUCCCCUCGUUGGAGGUUAUGGAGGAAGAUAUCGGCGACUCACAUGUUCUCCCUGCAGUGUCUCGACGCCACCAAGUCGGUGCGUAUGAAGAAAGUGAAUGAACUUGUAACCUUUAUGAGGGAAAUAUGCGAAAGAGGAGAGUCUGUCGACAUUGCUCGUGCCUCCUUCGUCACAUCACUCAAUAUAAUCUCAAACACUUUCUUUUCGACCGACUUGGGUAGUUAUGACCCAAGAACCUCCAUGGAACUCCAAGAAUCGGUGGUUCGUAUAAUGGAAACCAUCGGGAAACCAAACCUAGCCAACUACUUUCCGCUUAUAGGGUUUCUUGAUAUGCAAGGUAUCCGGAAAGAGAUGAAGGUAUGCUCAGAUAUAUUGUUUACGGUUUUUCAAGGGUUCAUCGAUGCUCGGAAGAAUGAGAAAUCAUCUCAGAAUGAAAUCGAUCUCUUGGAUUCGCUUAUGAAUUUAGUCAAAGAAAAUGGAUCCGAGCUCAACGUGAACGAUAUCAAACACUUUCUCUACGACAUGUUUCUUGGAGGGACUGAUACGAACUCCACCGUGGUGGAAUGGGCAAUGGCUGAGCUACUUCGCAACCCUAAGACAAUGGCUAAAGCUCAAGCCGAGAUGGACGAUGUGGUAGGUCCAAAUGGUGUUGUUCAGGAGUCAGACAUCUCUGAUCUUCCAUAUUUACAAGCAGUAGUGAAAGAGACUCUACGUUUGCACCCACCGGGUCCACUUUUAGCCCCACACAAAGCCGAGACAAAUGUAGAGGUUUUGGGGUUUCUCGUGCCUAAGAAUGCUCAAGUCUUGGUUAACGUUUGGUAUAUAGGACGAGACUCAAGCAUUUGGGAAAACGCAGAGCGGUUUGAGCCAGAGAGAUUUUUGUCAGGACGAGAAAUUGAUGUGAAAGGUAGAGAUUUUGAGCUGAUACCGUUUGGGGCUGGACGAAGAAUAUGCCCUGGAAUGUCUGUAGCUAUGAAGACAGUACCUCUCAUUCUUGCUUCUCUUCUUCAUUCUUUUCAUUGGAAGCUUCAAAACGGUGUCCUUCCUGAGGGUUUGGACAUGGACGAGAGCUUUGGUCUUACUUUGCAUAAGACCAAUCCACUUUAUGCAGUCCCCGUCAAGAAACGUGCGAAUGGUUAGUCUUAUGUAAUUUAUAUUCGCAGUAUAAAGAAAAUAAAUAAAACUACCACUCUUGUAUAGUAAAUCUUGGUUUCUUUUGUACCCUAAAUAACGAGAUAUUUUGAUUUCAAAUGUGUGAAUAAACUACUAGCAAAUUGUUAGAGCAA